This is a messenger RNA of Penaeus monodon (black tiger shrimp), 763 nucleotides long. RefSeq lists its product as uncharacterized. The record is from RefSeq and is a predicted model, not a curated record. Bases 167 to 643 code for a protein of 158 amino acids. NCBI's taxonomy places the organism in Eukaryota, Metazoa, Arthropoda, Malacostraca, Decapoda, Penaeidae. The transcript is spliced from 4 exons.
AACAGGUGUUUUGAACGGGGAACGUGAGCUGAUAUGUCUCUCCCUCUCUGCCCUGUUUAGAAGACCCAGUGUGUUGUGUUCUCCCGUGGAUCUCGGAAUCUAAUGUAGUAUUGAGGAAAGCAGAUACCCGGAAUAAUCAAAUCGACUGUUAAAAGAACACAGGGGGAUGUCAGCUGCGUCAGACGCGGGUGGGCGUGGUCAUAUUGCCUUCGACCAGAGUCAUGUCAACAUUAAACUCCCGAACAGGUGCCGGCGAUGCCACGCCUACAACGAGGACCCGGAUGUGCCAAUGCUUCGCGAGAGCUACGUGAUCCUCCUGAACCAGAUGACCCGAACCCCUCAGGGACUGUGCUUCCUCCUGUGCCUCUCCCUCCCGCAGCUCGCCGUCACCUCCGUCGCCCUUCUGCUCCUCCUCUUCACCUCUUCUUAUAAUGUAGCGUUGGUCCUCCUCCAUUGCCUGGUUCUCCUCAACCUCGCUAGAUUCUGCGUCGUCAAGUACUUCGGCAGGCGCUACGCGAGAGAGUACUCAGCCGAAGCGGACCUGCUGCACCUGCACACGGCCGCGCUCAGACACCCAAAUCGAGGCGGUCUCGCAACCAUACACCAACCGCAAGUAUACGAGAAUGCUGCCUUGCCUGAUUAAUUGUUGUUAAUUAAUACAUACAUAUCCACUGAUGAAUAGUUUUUGUGUAUGAUGAGCCAGAAAUUGAUGUUAAGAAGAGGUGUCUUGUUGUGAAUAAAGACCUUCAAGUUAUAAGCAAAA